GAGAGAGAGUCAGAGAGAGAUCACUCAGAGACGGAGAGAGGGAGGAGAGAGAGAGAUACGGCAUUGAUGGCGGAAGGUCAGAAACCGCGAAAACACAGCGACGAUAGCGUGAAGCUAUUCGUUGGUCAAGUUCCGAAGCAUAUGACGGAAUCACAACUUUCAGCAAUGUUCGAAGAAUUUGCUCUUGUAGACGAAGUCAACAUCAUCAAAGACAAGGCUACGCGAGCCUCUCGAGGUUGUUGUUUUGUUAUAUGUCCAUCCAGGGAGGAAGCAGACAAGGCUGUGGAUGCGUGUCACAAUAAGAGAACACUGCCUGGGGCAUCUUGUCCAUUGCAAGUGAAAUACGCCGAUGGCGAGUUGGAAAGGCUAGAACACAAACUUUUCAUUGGUAUGCUUCCAAAGAAUGUUUCUGAGGGCGAAGUUUCAGAAUUAUUUUCUCAAUUUGGAACCCUAAAAGACUUGCAAAUUUUAAGAGGUUCUCAACAGACAAGCAAAGGUUGUGCUUUUGUGAAGUAUGAGACAAAAGAACAAGCAGUUGCAGCAAUAGAGGGACUUAAUGGCAAGCACAAGAUGGAGGGUUCACCGGUCCCUUUGGUGGUCAAAUGGGCAGACACUGAAAAGGAAAGGUUAGCUCGGAAGGCUCAGAAAGCCCAAUCACUGGCUUCAAGUUUGGCAAAUGCUGACCCCACACAACAUCCUUCUUUAUUCGGAGCUCUGCCAAUGGGCUACAUUUCACCAUAUAAUGGUUAUGGAUACCAGGCCGCUGGAAGUUAUGGGCUCAUGCAGUAUCGCAUUCCCCCAGGGCAGAAUCAACCUUCGUUCCCUAAUGUGAUUCCACAUGCAAACCAAGGAGGGACUCCACGAAAUUAUGCAGUUCCUCCGGCUGGUUAUACUUAUCCAGCUGUUCCUGGAGCUCAAUAUCCUUUGGCGUACACUGGGGGGAUGAUGAGUAACCAGCCUUUAAGUGGUCCUCCUAGUCCUGUACCACCACCAAUUGCGAAUAACCUCGCUGCAACAUCCUCUAGCAUCUCUGCAAGUCCUGGUGAUCAGGUUGAAGGUCCACCUGGUGCCAAUCUGUUUAUCUACCAUAUUCCUCAAGAAUUCGGUGAUGAAGAGCUUGCAAAUGCCUUUAAGGGAUUUGGAAGGGUCUUGAGUGCUAAGGUUUUUGUCGACAAAGCAACUGGUGUUAGCAAAUGCUUUGGCUUUGUCAGUUAUGACUCCCCAGCUGAUGCACAAGCUGCGAUAAAUAUGAUGAAUGGAUACCAGUUAGGCGGUAAAAAAUUGAAAGUUCAACUCAAAAGAGACAACAAACAAAACAAACCUCUUUGAUCAGAUGGUAAGGCAUGAAAGGCUGCACGUAAUCUAAACACAUAGAAGUUUCUGCCGUUAAGCUAUGAUGGGGUGGCUCGGGAUAAGUAAUUGACCACACAUCCCGUUCCAUCCCAUACGUAGUCAAUCCAUGGGAUCAAAACCCUCACACUUGUAAUACUUGGUUAAUUAUGUGUCAUUGUAAUCUGUAAUCGUGCAAAACUGGAACUCCUUCAAUUUAUUGAUUCUUCCCUCUAGAGCAUCAUUCAUAGUGUAGUCUCUUUUAGAAGUAUAUUCAAGAAAUAU
Cynara cardunculus var. scolymus (artichoke) is the source of this 1614-nucleotide messenger RNA. Its product is annotated as RNA-binding protein BRN1-like. The record is from RefSeq and is a predicted model, not a curated record. Gene Ontology annotation, cellular component: ribonucleoprotein complex; nucleus; cytoplasm. The coding region runs from base 67 to 1329 and encodes 420 amino acids. NCBI's taxonomy places the organism in Eukaryota, Viridiplantae, Streptophyta, Magnoliopsida, Asterales, Asteraceae. Gene Ontology annotation, molecular function: mRNA binding. The transcript has 9 exons.